GAGAGAAAGUGCGUGUUUUGGAUUGCCCGUCCCGUUUUGUGUUCCUCGUCAUAUCUUCAAGAGACAGAGAGGAAGGGGAGCAAUUAAUAUUGAAGAGAAAGGAAUUUCAUCGCUGUUGGAUUUUCAGAGGAUCGGAGCUAGGGCUUUUUUAAUUUCCCCCUAGAAUGAAGAUUCAGAAUGCGAAUUGUUGAGAAUUCGAGCUCCGAUCUUAUUGCGAACUUUUGAACUUUAGGGUUUUUCGGCAAGAAUGGACGUGGAUUCGGCUACGACCGCCGAUGCCGAUCACGAUCCGUCGGAGGAGCCCGUCGCUGCUAAUGGUGCCGUCCGUCUCUCCGAAUCGCAAUCUUCGUUGCCUCUGCAACAGCAGCAAGAAAAUAGUGAUAUGAACAAUAGUGAUAGUGUCGACGGUGGUGGUGGUGGUGGAGGAGGGGUGGUGGCCGGACCACGCUGUGCGCCGAGUUAUAGUGUGGUGAACGCUUUAAUGGAUAAGAAGGAGGAUGGCCCUGGGCCGCGAUGUGGUCACACGCUGACAGCUGUCCCUGCUGUUGGGGAGGAGGGGAAUCCUGGGUAUAUUGGCCCGAGGUUAAUUCUGUUUGGAGGGGCAACGGCUCUAGAAGGAAAUUCUGCUGCAUCAGGAACUCCCACUUCUGCCGGAAGCGCCGGAAUUCGCUUGGCAGGGGCUACUGCCGAUGUGCAUUGUUAUGAUGCGUUGACAAACAAAUGGACUAGAGUUACCCCAAUUGGAGAACCACCCACACCUAGAGCAGCCCACGUGGCAACUGCUGUAGGUACCAUGGUUGUUAUUCAGGGUGGGAUUGGUCCAGCUGGUUUGUCUGCUGAAGAUCUUCAUGUUCUUGACCUUACACAGCAACGUCCAAGAUGGCAUAGGGUUGUGGUCCAUGGUCCUGGUCCAGGGCCACGAUAUGGGCAUGUCAUGGCUUUGGUUGGACAACGGUAUCUCAUCGCAAUUGGUGGAAAUGAUGGAAAGCGGCCUUUAGCGGAUGUUUGGGCAUUGGACACUGCUGCAAAGCCAUAUGAAUGGCGGAAACUUGAACCGGAGGGCGAAGGUCCUCCUCCAUGCAUGUAUGCAACUGCAAGUGCACGCUCAGAUGGUCUUCUUCUGCUAUGUGGUGGGAGGGAUGCGAAUAGUGUGGUAAUGAGAUACCAAACAUUUUUCCUCAUGCAUAUUAUAAGUCUUAUCCACAUUCAUUUGACUCGGCUUUACAUAGUUUGCAUUGCCCGUGGUACUGGGAUGGGGAGGGUAGUUUCAGGUCAAGGGUUCAAUUUCCUUUGGGCAGCUGCUGCAGCUGCUGCAUCUAAUUUGGAUCAAGGGAGGUUACAGGGCAGAUAUGGAUUUACCGAUGACAGAACCAGGGCAUCUAUACCUGAUCCUGCUGCUGAUGGUGCAGUUGUGGUAGGAAGUCCGGUUGCUCCCCCUGUAAAUGGCGAUAUUUAUACAGAUAUAAGCACAGAAAAUGCGAUGCUCCAAGGUUCCAGAGCACUCAGCAAAGGUGUCGAGUACUUAGUUGAGGCAUCUGCAGCUGAAGCUGAGGCUAUUACUGCUGCAUUAGCAGCUGCUAAAGCUCGACGAGUUAAUGGAGAAGUUGAGCUGCCAGACAGAGAUCGUGGGGCAGAGGCAACAUCAAGUGGAAAACAAAUUUCUACGCAGAUCAAACCUGAUUCUGCUGCGCCAAAUAAUUCUGUCCCAGCUGGAGUUCGGCUACACCAUCGUGCUGUCGUUGUAGCUGCAGAGACUGGUGGUGCUUUAGGCGGUAUGGUCAGACAGCUUUCAAUUGACCAAUUCGAAAAUGAAGGCAGACGGGUCAGCUAUGGAACUCCAGAAAGUGCAACAGCCGCUAGGAAACUUUUAGAUCGACAGAUGUCAAUACAUAGUGUGGCUAAGAAGGUUAUAGCUCAUCUUCUGAAACCUCGUGGUUGGAAGCCUCCAGUUCGUAGACAAUUUUUCUUGGAUUGCAAUGAGAUCGCUGAUCUUUGUGACUGUGCUGAAAGAAUAUUUGCAAGUGAACCUAGUGUACUACAGCUGAAGGCUCCCAUUAAGAUAUUUGGUGAUUUACACGGUCAGUUUGGAGAUCUUAUGCGCCUUUUUGACGAGUAUGGAUCACCUUCUACUGCAGGGGAUAUAGCAUAUAUUGAUUACCUCUUCUUGGGAGAUUAUGUUGAUCGUGGCCAGCACAGUAUGGAAACAAUCAGUCUUCUCCUUGCUUUGAAGGUCGAACACCCACAUCAAGUACAUUUAAUCCGCGGUAAUCAUGAAGCUGCAGAUAUCAAUGCUCUGUUUGGCUUUCGAAUUGAGUGCAUUGAGCGUAUGGGGGAGAGAGAUGGAAUAUGGACAUGGCACCGAAUAAACAGAUUGUUCAACUGGCUUCCUCUGGCUGCAUUAAUUGAGAAAAAAAUUAUAUGUAUGCAUGGUGGUAUUGGGAGAUCAAUAAACCAUGUAGAACAGAUUGAAAAUAUUCAGCGUCCAAUUGCUAUGGAAGCGGGAUCGAUUGUUCUUAUGGACCUGUUGUGGUCUGAUCCCACUGAAAAUGACAGUGUAGAAGGAUUGCGUCCAAAUGCAAGAGGUCCUGGGUUAGUAACCUUUGGGCCUGAUCGUGUGAUGGAAUUCUGCAACAACAAUGACCUUCAGUUGAUAGUUCGAGCACAUGAAUGCGUAAUGGAUGGAUUCGAAAGAUUUGCUCAGGGACAUUUAAUUACUCUCUUUUCAGCCACAAACUAUUGCGGUACCGCAAAUAACGCUGGUGCUAUCUUGGUUUUGGGUAGAGAUUUAGUGGUUGUACCAAAACUCAUUCAUCCAUUGCCCCCUGCAAUUUCCUCUCCAGAAACAUCUCCUGAACGCCUUAUCGAAGACACGUGGAUGCAGGAGCUCAAUGCUAAUCGGCCACCUACACCUACUAGAGGCCGUCCUCAAGUUACUAAUGACCGAGGUUCUCUAGCUUGGAUUUAGAUUAAAUCCGGAUUAGUUUCUAGAUCCUUCGUCGAGGCUUGUGCUGAACUGUCCAGUGAUUUGUAUAUAGCACGAUUCCACAUAGGCUUGAAGAGGCAUUAUACACUUGAGAAGCCUUUGGAAAAUGAGAAUGAAAAGGCGUAUACUUGGGUUAAUGGAUUUCUGAAAGAUGUCCUCUGUACAUGAGAAACAGGUAGUCAGUCAGUGUUAUCAUUACUUUCUUGAGGCGUUUUUUUUCUUAGUUUGCGUUUUUUUUUUGGGCUUCAUUUUAAGUAUAUUUUUUCUUAGUCUCUAUUUUUAAGAUGACUUGUGAAGGACCAUACACGAUUGGUCAGAUUAUAACGAGUCGGUUUUUUUUUUUGGUGGUUCCAUGUAUAAUAGAGGGUGUUUGCCUUUGUGUAAAAUUUGUGUUUUUUUAUGUAUGAUGUAACUAUUGCGUGAUGAUUAGAAGCCGUCUUCCAUUAGCAUUGGCUGGUGUUUUUCAUUUGGACACUGUAUAUGUAUUGAGCUUCACAUAGAGAUGAAUCCCGAGUUUUUUGAAUAUAUUAAUUAUUAUAAAUUAUC
This is a messenger RNA of Erythranthe guttata (spotted monkey flower), 3529 nucleotides long. NCBI's taxonomy places the organism in Eukaryota, Viridiplantae, Streptophyta, Magnoliopsida, Lamiales, Phrymaceae. The record is from RefSeq and is a predicted model, not a curated record.